AUGGCUGCAUCCCAGAUCGCUAAUCUCGUGGAAGGUUUUGUCGGACAUGACGAUAAUGCCAAUGUGACGACCGACAUCAGUAAUACCAACAAGGUGGAGGGUGCCCAGGACACUGGGGAGAAGAUCAAGGCAACCGUCUGGGCGGGAAAGAAUAAGGUGGAAAUUGUGGACAUGCCCAAGCCCCGGGUCAUUGACCGAAGAGAUGCCGUGAUCAAGGUGACUGGAUCAACCAUCUGUGGAAGCGACCUCCAUCUGUAUCAUGGCGUAAUACCACAGCUGGAGAAAGGCGAUGUGUUAGGCCACGAAUUCUGUGGUGUUGUUGAAAGUAUUGCGCCCGAUGUUAGUGGCUGCAAGGUGGGCGACCGCGUCGUGGCUUCGUUUCCAAUUGCCUGCGGGCAAUGCCGGAAUUGUCAAAUGGAAUUGACAUCGGCGUGUGAACGGACGAAUUCUAACACUAUCACCAAUGCAAUGUAUGGCAAGCGAACGUCGGGUAUCUUCGGGUACAGUCAUUUCACGGGUGGGUUUGCAGGCGGACAGGCAGAAUAUGUCCGUGUUCCCAAUGCCGAUGUGAAUCUUUUGGUUCUGCCUGAAGAUGUUCCUGAUGAGAAGGGCUUGUAUCUGUCCGAUGUACUGGCCACCGCCUAUCACUGCGUGGUGGACACUGGGGUCAAAGAGGGUGAUACGGUUGCAGUAUGGGGUGCUGGUCCCAUUGGCCAGAUGGUCGUGGAAUUCAGUUUCCAGCAGGGAGCCAGUCGAGUCAUCCUGGUCGAUGGUGGAAACGGUGCCUGGAGACUGGAAUUCGUCAAGAGCAAGAUCCAUAACGUCGAGACCCUCAAUUUCACCGAUCUAACCAGGAGGGAAUCCGUGACCUCCAAACUCAAGGAAAUGGUUCCUGGUGGGGUUGAUGUUGCUUUGGAAUGUGCUGCCGGCGAGUAUGCCAAGGGGUGGACGCAUUAUCUAGAGAUGCUGUCAGGAGCCGAAACCGACACGUCGGAGAUCUUAAACGAGAUGAUCACAUCUGUGAGGCCGUUCGGACGGAUUGGGGUAACUGGUGUCUAUGCUGGCUAUACAAAUCAUUUCAACAUUGGUGCUAUCAUGCAGACAGGCAUCCGAUUCAUUGGCAAUGGCCAGGCACCCGUCCAGAAGUACUGGAAGCAUUUGCUCGAGCUGAUACGGGAGCAAAAGAUCAAUCCACUUGACAUGGUCACCCAUGUUGUGCAAUUGACUGACGUGCCAAAGCUUUAUAAGCUAUUCGAACAGCGCACAACAGGAAUGCAGAAGGUCUUCGUUCGGACUCGCCACUCUCUUCCUCCCUCACCAGAAGCUCCAGCAUUGAUUGACUUGGCAAAUGUGGCAUAAAGAAAAAUUUGAUCAACCCAAUUUACAAAAUUGUUUGAAAAGCAGUGUCGAGUUAGACACAGUCCACUUCUUGUAUUCUAGAGCCCAAACUAUUACAUGGCUGGACAUAGCGUGUCAUGAUGUGACUGUCCUCUCACAAUUACCCAAAGUGGGAUGGCCCAACCAUUUGGGCCACCCAGUGGUGAGCCCACAUUAGCUGAUCAUGUCUACAUUAUAUCACAUUUCUUAUUGCUUCCCGGGUACGGCUUGCCCGGGCCCGCACACAAUCUCUUCAAAUUUCCAUCCUUCAAUGGCCUCUGCAUCUUUUUAUUCGCCAAGUCCGCGGCUAGAAGGAUCAUGAGUUCGGGAAGUGUAUAAAAAUGAGAA
Molecule: messenger RNA, 1725 nt
Organism: Aspergillus candidus
Lineage: Eukaryota; Fungi; Ascomycota; Eurotiomycetes; Eurotiales; Aspergillaceae
Product: zinc-dependent alcohol dehydrogenase
Exons: 5
Coding region: 1-1359 (452 amino acids)
Molecular function (GO): zinc ion binding; oxidoreductase activity
Source: RefSeq, a predicted model, not a curated record